AUGGAAUUACUGAAUGCAUCAAAGAGGGCAUUCGUGUUUGACGAGCUCUUUCCCGUUUAUUACCUCAAUUUUUUUUCACUGGUAUAUAAACCAUCUGUAUUGCAGGAUAAAUGUGGAAGUGUUGUUGACAAGUAUGUUGAAUAUGACCUGGUUAUUGUCAGCCUAGAUGCCCUUCUCCUGAAACGACAGGCCUUUAGACAUAUUCUUAUCAACAGUGGGAUUCAGUCUCACUGGAAGUUUUGCUUGGUGCUUUUAAUCAGUGAAGCCAUCAUCAAGCUCCUGAAUCAGCCUGUCACUGAAGAUACAAAGCAGUGGAAGUCUGACAGUGUCAUCUAUUCGGCUCUGGAAUUUGAUCUGUAUUGGAACUUCUUAACAUCAGCUAUUGAACUGUUUUGUUUCCUGUUUGUUGUAUUAAUGUGUGUAUUGGUAUGGAAAAACAUCACAGGGGAGCACAAGGACCAGUGGCCAAGCAUGCAGGAGUGUGCAUGUGGACUGAUGUUAUCUAGUCUAGGGAAGGUCCUGGUCCUACCAGCCGUUCUUUGGGGUUUGAACUACAGUGUACUGUACACAUGGUUGUGCACUCUUUUCACCAUUGCUGCAAACAUUCAGGCAGUCAGAGUUUUGUGUCCCAUGUGGAAUGUUUUGGCAGUGACAGUGUGUAUCCUACUGGGACAUUUUUCCACAUAUGGAGCCCGUGAUUUGUUACUGCGUGCGAAAUCUGCAAUCACAUGACAUGUAGUGAAAAAAAUUGAUUGUGACAGUGACAUGAUUAUGUUGUCUUAAUCAACAUUGUACUGGAUAAACAGCUGACAUUGUACUAGAUAAAGAGCAGACAUUGUACUGACAUUGUACAGUAUCAAGAGCUGUCAUUGGCCUGGAUAAAGAGCUGACAUUGUAUUGAAAAAAGGUAGUGAUAUUUUCCUGGAUAAAGAGUUGACAUUGGCUUAGAUAAAGAGCUGACCUUGUAUUGAAAAAAUAAGUUACAUUGGCCGGAUAAAGAGCCGUCAUUUGCCUGGAUAAAGAGCUGACAUUGUAUUGAAAAAAAAGUGACAUUGGCCUGGAUAAAGAGCUGACAUUGGCCCGGAUAAAGAGCUGACAUUGUAUUGAAAAAUAGAAGUGACAUUGGCCUGGAUAAAAAGCUGAUAUUGGCCUGGAUAAAGAGCUGACAUUGUAUUGAUGAAAGGAAGUGGCACUGGCCUUGAUAAAGAGCUGGCAUUGGCCUGGAUAAAGAGCUGACAUUGUAUAGAAAAAAGAAAUGACAUCAUACUGGAUAAAGAGCUACUAUUUGCUUGGAUAAAGAGCCAACAUUAGCCUGGACAAAGAGCUGAAAUUGGCCUGGAUAAAGAGCUGACGUUGUAUUGAAUAAAGAGCUGACAUUGGCUUGGAUAAAGAGCACAUAUAUUGCUUGAUAAAGAGCUGAAAUUGUACUAGAUAAAAAGCUGAUGCCAGGGAUUUUUUUACUUUAUAAGCUGACUCUGGUAAAUGGAGUCUGUCCCCAGCUGAAAAAGUAUGCUUUUUCCCAAAAUAAAGGCAAAAAUUCUCCAAAAUCAUUUGACAAAAAAAUAGAUUUCAUAUUCAAAAAUUGCAUCGGAAAACCGUAAUAUAAACAUUAUCUUUUAAGACACCAACAAAUAUUUCUUGCUGCAGAAGAAACGCAGUGCACUACUUACCUUGUGAUGACACCAUUGAUAAAAAUUUAAUUGUCCACAUUCAUUGAAAUUUGUAAACUUCAUGUAAACUUGAUGAAUAGUUCGCGACUAGAAAUCUUAGGAUAUGGAAGAUGCAAAUGCUGAUUUUUAGCUCGACUAUACGAAGUAUAAGGAGAGCUAUCCUACUCGCCCCGGCGUCGGCGUAGGCGUCUUUCCGCGUCCCCACCUUGGUUAAAGUUUUGGUGCACUUUCUCUUUUUUCAACUUAUCUCUGUAAUUACUUGAUGGAUUUGAUUCAAACUUGAAAUACUUAUUCCUCAUCAUCAUCCACAUCAUCUGACAUAAGGGCCAUAACUCUGGCACCAAUAUUUCAUGAAUUAUCCCCCCUUUUCACUUAGAUUUUCAGGUUAAAGUUUUGAUGCACUUAAUUCACUCUAUCUCUGUUAUUACUUAAUGGAUUUGAUUCAAACUUAAAAUAGUUGUUCAACAUCAUCACCCACAUCAUAUGACACAAGGUGCAUAACUCUGGCACCAUUUUUUCAUGAAUUAUUCCCCCUUUUUGACUUAGAAUUUCAGGUUAAAGUUUUGGUGCACUUUCACUCUACCUCUUUUAUUACUGAAUGAAUUUGAUUCUAACUUAAAAUAGAUGUUCAGCAUCAUCACCAACAUCAUAUGACACAAGAUGCAUAACUCUGGCACAAUUUUUCAUGAAUUAUUCCCCUUUUUACUUAGAAUUUCCGGUUAAAGUUUUAUGCACUUUCACUCUAUCUCUGUUAUUACUGAAUGGAUCUGAUUCAAACUUAAACAAUUGUUCAACAUCAUUACCCUUAUCAUAUGACACAAGGUGCAUAACUCUGACACCAAUUUUUCGUGAAUUAUUUCCCCUUUUUACUUAGAAUUUUAGGUUAAAGUUUUGAUGCACUUUUACUCUGUCUCUGUUAUUACUGAAUGGAUUUGAUUCAAACUUAAAAUAAGUGUUCAACAUCAUCACCCACACCAUAUGACGCAAGGUGCAUAACUCUGGCACAAAUUUUUCAUUAAUUAUUCCCCCUUUUUACUUAGAAUUUUAGGUUAAAGUUUUGAUGCACUUUCACUCUGUCUCUUGUUAUUACUGAAUGGAUUUGAUUCAAACUUAAAAUAGUUGUUCAGCAUCAUCGCCCACACUAUAUGACACAAGCUGCAUAACUCUGGCACCAAUAUUUAAUGAAUUAUGCCCCUUUUUGCUAGGAUAUACUUAUAUAGUGUUUUGAUACAUUUUAUCUUUACCUCUCUUAUUACUUUAAGUUGAUAUUUUUGAUAUAGACUCAGGCUAUUGUGCAAUAUCUUCAUCCACAAUUGGAGUCAUUCUCCAGUGACAGCUCUAGUUUCUUCAGAUGUGCCCAGUUUCACUAUCCAGCAUCGAAAUAGUCGAGCGCGCUGUCUCCUGUGACAGCUCGUUAUAUUAUUGAAAUCAUGCAUGUUAAAGUUGCAGGGUUAGCAUUAAAGCGAUGUAUUUCCCUGGAUGACGGACAAUACAGGGACAUUACAGGGCAUUCACAGGAAAUACUGGGAAAUACAAUUCAGACCAAUAUUUUAUCCUUAAGUUUAGAUAAGUUAUACCACCUAGAUUAUUUUUAUAAAUCCAUGUGUUAAUAACAUUAAGGCGUUUCAGUGACAGUACAUGAUAUACUCACUAGUUGGUAGGGAUCAGCGACAAUAAUACACAAUGCAUCAGGCACUUGUUGAACUUGUAACUAAUAACACCUGUUCAUAUUAUGUCAGUAAGUCAUUACAUAUUUCAAUUUAUUUCUAGCUGACCAGAGCACAAAGUGCUCAAGGUGAGCUAUUGUGACUGCUCAUUGUCCGGCGUCUGUCAUGCGUUGUGCGUCAACAUUUGCCUUGUGAACACUCUAGAGGCCACAUUUGUGGCCCAAUCUUUAUGAAACUUGGUCAGAAUAUUAGUCUUGAUGAUCUCUAGGUCAAGAUUGAAACUGGGUCAUGUGUGGUCAAAAGCUAGGUCAGUAGUCCAGAUCAAAGGAAAGCUUGUGAACACUAGUGGCCACAUUUCAAGUUUGAAAUUCAUUAAAAUUAGUCAGAAUGUUUUUUUCUAGGUCAAGUUUGAAUCUGGGUCAUGUGGGGUAAAAAACUAGGUCACCCGGUCCAAUCAAAGUGCUUUUUAACAGUCUAGAGGCCACAGUUGUGACUCAGUCUUUAUGAAACUUGGUUAGAAUGUUAGUCUUGAUGAUCUUAAGGCCAUGUUUGAAUCUGGGUCAUGUUGGGUCAAAAACUAGGUUAGUAGGCCAGAUCAAAGGAAAAGCUUUUGAACACUCCGGAGGCCACAAUUUUGACUCAAUCUUUAUGAAAUUAUGUCAUAAUGUGUGUCUUGAUGAUUCCUAGGUCAAAUUCGAAAUUGAGUCAUAUGGGGUCAAAAACAAGGUCAGUAGGCCAGAUUAAAGGAAAGACUUGUGAACACUCUGGAGGCCACGGUUGUGACAUAAUUUUUAUGAAACUUGGUCAGAAUGUUUGUCUUCAUGAUCUAGGUCUAGUUUUGAUCUGGGUCAUUUGGCGUAAAAAACUAGGCCACAUGGUCAAAUCAAAGGAAAAACUUGUGAACACUCUAAAGUCAACAGUUGUGACUCAAUCCAUAUGAAACUUGGUCAGAAGGUUUUGUCUUGAUUAUCUUUAGGUAGAAUUCAAAACUGGGUCAUUUGGGGUCAAAAACUAGGUGAGUAGGCCAGAUAAACUCUGGUUAGCAAUAUUGGGCCACCAUGGCCCUCUUGUUCUUUUUAUGCAUAUUGCUUUUCUAAGCACAUGUAUGUUUUCUUAAUCACCCAAUGGGUUUGAGCCUCACCCCGGGCGUUGAAUACUUCAUGUGAGGAAGCCAUCCAGCUGGCUUACGGAAGGUCGGUGGUUCUACCCAGGUGCCCGCACGUGAUGACAUAAUGCACGGAGGGGCACCUGGGGUCUUCCUUCACCAUCAAAGCUGGAAAGUCGCCAUAUGACCUAUAAUUGUGUCGGUGCGACGUUAAACCAAACCAAACAAAACAAAAUAUAAUCACCCCAGGUUGACAUCUCUACAUAUUUUAUUAUCAUCUGAAUAUAGAAUAAUGACAUUGUGUCUCAAGAUUUGUGUCAGCUGACAACCAUUAUCUUUCUUCCAUAACUGUCAUACUCUUUACAAGGACAUAGACACUUAUAACUCGAAUCAUUCUUAUACAGGUUUAAUCUCUUUUACAGCUUAUACUUUUUGAGUCGCCAUAUGACCUAUCAUGUGUCAGUGCAACGUUAAAUAAAAAAAACAAAAAAACCCCAACUUUUUUGUGUUGAUACUGUUUACUACUGAUUAUCAUAGCCGGCUGAAAAACGCUGAGUCUAAUGAUGGGUCAUAAUAAAUGAUUCAGCUUUAAAAUCAUUACAACAAAGAUUUUCCUGCUAAAAUAAGAUAGAUAUGUAAGUUAGUUCUGUAUGGAAUUUUUGUUAGCCUGUCAAGUACCUUGUCAGUGUAAAAUUGUUGGAGAACCAGUCAUGCGCAUAUUAUUUUUUUAGUUAUGCUUAUGUUUUUGAUAGAUGAUAGAUUUUCCACCACUUUGUGUAAGGAAUGUUUUUCCUUUGGCAACCGUUCCAUUUAUAUGUUUGAUAAAAAAUAACAUUUCAUUUUUAGAUUACCUGAGCCAAAGGCUCAUGGUGAGCUUUUGUGACCGUUCAAUGUCCGUCGUGUGUUGUGCGACGUGCAUUGUGUGUCGUGCGUCUGUCAACAUUUUCUAAAAAAAUCUUCUUCUUGAAAACAAGAAUUACACCAAACUUCACAGGAAUGAUCCUUGGGGUGGCCCCCUUUCAAAAUUAUUCAAAGAAUUGAAUUCCAUGCAGAAUUCUGGCUGCCAUGGCAACCGAAAGGAAAAACUUUAAAAAUCUUCUUGUUCAAAACUGCAGGGCGUGGAGCCUUGAUAUUUGGUAUGUUACAUUAUCUUAUGGUCCUCUAUGAAAAUUGUUCAAAUUGUGCUCCUGGGGUGAAUAGAGGCCCCGCCCCGGGGGUCCCAAAUUUUACAUAGACUUGUAUAGGAAAAACUUUGAAAAUCUUUUUGUCUGAAACCGCAAGACCUAGGCCUUUGAUCUUUGGUAUGAAGCAUUGCCUUGUGGUUCUCAACCAAAAUUGUUAAAAUUAUGCCCAUUGGGUGAAAAGAGGUCCCGCCCCGGGGGAUCCCAAGUUUUACAUAGACAUAUAUAGGAAAAAUUUAAAAAUCUUCUUGUCUAAAAGUUCAAGGCCUAGGCCUUUGAUAUUUGGUAUGUAGCAUUUCCUAGUGCAUCUCUAACAAGAUUGUUCAAAUUAUGACCCUGGGAUGAAAAGAGGCCCCGCCAUGAGGUUUAUUUGUUAUAUGAAUUAUAUAGAAAUAAAUACUUCAAACAUUAUCAGAUUAUAUUUUCUAGACUGUUUAAUUAUAAUUACCUGAUGACCCUAAGCAAUUAGGAGUCACUUGACUGUGACCUUGACCUGCUGACCUAGUUUCUUGUUUUUUAAGAUACAACCAUGAAAUUGGAUGACAUGUACAGUUUUGCACACCAAUCUUAAAACUGACUUUCAGUGACCAUGAAUGUGACCUACUGAGCUACUUUAUAAUUUAUCAUCAUUUUGCCAUUUGAAACAUGUGGCUAAUAUUAACUCAGGUGAGUGAUUCAGGUUCAUGAUAAUCAGGGUCAUCUUGACCCUCUUGUUAUACUUUUUCAAUAAAAAAUGUUAAACUCUU
This is a messenger RNA of Mercenaria mercenaria, 6369 nucleotides long. RefSeq names its product protein ARV1-like. The transcript has 6 exons. Bases 1 to 732 code for a protein of 243 amino acids. The record is from RefSeq and is a predicted model, not a curated record. Gene Ontology annotation, cellular component: cortical endoplasmic reticulum; Golgi apparatus. Lineage: Eukaryota; Metazoa; Mollusca; Bivalvia; Venerida; Veneridae. Gene Ontology annotation, biological process: regulation of plasma membrane sterol distribution; sterol metabolic process; intracellular sterol transport.